GCCAUAAUAAAGUCCAUGUUGGGAACAAUUCUUAAUAUUUAAAUUACAAAGCAGCUUCUGAAUUUCGUGGACUUUGUUGCAUGAUAAAUGUCGGAGGUCUCAAGCACCCCCGGCGGCGUCACGCUGACUCCAGCGCCCCCGUGGUACUGGCGAAGCUGGCUGCCACUUAAGUUCACGGGCGAAGCAUCUGUCAGUGGGGAUGUGCGAGUGUCCUUUCUUAUGAGGGUGUCAUGCCAGUACUUCACGCACUCACCAGUUUCCUCAGUUUCUUUUUCUUUAUUUAUUUUUAGCUCUGCAACUCGUCAAGCAACCCAAAAGAAGCACUUCUUCUACGAUAACCGGAUUACCGAAUAAUUCAUAAUGUUCCUUUCAGUUUUGUCGCGAACGCCCCUCGCGUGGACUGUUACAUUGUAGCCUGCAAUCUGUUCUGUGCUUUCAGCUGUCGCUAAGCUAAAUUUGUGCAAUAUUUUUUUCGUGUCUUGUAGGUCUGUUUUUCUUUUUUUUUAACUUGCUCGGGAGAAGGCGUAAUGUCGGUCGCUUUCGCGGCUCACAGACAGCGAGGGAAGGGUGACAUAACACCCGCGGCGAUACAGAAGUUCCUUCCAGAUAAACGAGAUUUCUUCUCCUCCAGCUGUUAGACGAGAACAACCAUUUAAUACAAUGCAUUAUGGAAUAUCAGAGUAAAGGAAAAACAGCGGAAUGCUCACAGUACCAGCAGAUGCUCCACAGGAACUUGGUGUACCUGGCUACUAUAGCAGACUCCAAUCAGAACAUGCAGUCUCUGCUUCCUGCCCCACCCACACAGAACAUGCCCAUGGGGCCGGGUGGGAUGACUCAGAGUGGCCCCCCCCACCCCUCUCAUGGCCACGGCAUGCCGGCUGAGGGCCCCCCCGCCACCCACAUGCAGAACCAGAUGAACGGACAGAUGUCUGGAACCACCCACAUACCUAUUCAGGGCCCUGGGCCCGGCCAGGCUCCCAGCUUGCCUGGCAGCUCUAUGGCCGUUCCCCCCAGCAGCCACGGGUCCAUGGGGGGAUACAGCCACACAGCGGGGGCCUCGGCACAGGGCCAGAUGAGCAUGACCCAGGGCCAGCCCAUGGGAGGUUAUGGCCCCAGGCCCAACAUCAGCAUGCAGCCCAACCAAGGUCCCAUGAUGCACCAGCAGCCGCCCUCCCAGCAGUACAACAUGGCCCCAGGUGGAGCUGCGCAUUACCAGGGCCAGCAGAACCCCAUGGCCAUGAUGGGGCAGGUGGGCCAGGGCAACCACGUCAUGGGGCAGAGACCCAUGCUGCCCUACCGGCCUCCUCAGCAAGGACCCCCCCAGCAGUACGCAAGCCAGGAGGACUACUACGGAGAGCAGUACAGUCACGGAGGACAAGGAACCCCCGAAGGUCAUAAUGAUUACGGUUUUCAGCAACCGUCGUAUCCUGAACAGGGCUACGAUAAGCCUUACGAGGAGCCCUCACAACAUUACUACGACGGAGGCAACUCUCAGUACGGGCAGCCGCAGGAGGCCUACCAGCAAGGCCCACCCCAGCAGCAGGGCUACCCAGCACAGCAACAGCAGCAGCAGCAGCAGUACCCGGGGCAACAAGGUUACCCUGGGCAACAGCAGGGAUACGGGCCCUCUCAAGGAGCUCCAGGACAGUACCCCGGCUACUCCCAGGGGCAGGGCCAGCAGUACGCAGGGUAUCGCCCCCCCCAGCCGGGGCCUCCGCCAGCGCAGCAGCAGCGCCCCUAUGGCUACGACCAGGGUCAGUAUGGGAACUACCAGCAGUGAGGCGCUGAAGCCGCCCCACCCCCCACAAAGCAACAUUUGCCCUCAGCGCUGGAGCCACGCCUGCUAUCAGGAUGCCUAUUUUGCCCUUUUUCUCUGCAGUUUCUGUAAUGGCUGCUGUUGUGUGACUGCUUUAGAGUCCGU
Molecule: messenger RNA, 1921 nt
Organism: Paramormyrops kingsleyae
Lineage: Eukaryota; Metazoa; Chordata; Actinopteri; Osteoglossiformes; Mormyridae
Product: SS18 subunit of BAF chromatin remodeling complex
Biological process (GO): positive regulation of transcription by RNA polymerase II
Cellular component (GO): nucleus
Molecular function (GO): transcription coactivator activity
Source: RefSeq, a predicted model, not a curated record